GUAAUUACGUGUUGACGGAUCAACGGUUGAGACUGACAAGACAUUUAUCAUCGGUUUGGUUUAUUCGAGAUGCUCGGAAGUGAUCUUGUGCGCUAAGUAAAGAAAAGGUAUAAUCAGGCGGCGAGAUUCGUUUUUACAGUUGAAAACUUCCACAUUGUAAUCCAGAAAUCGGGCAGCGAAGCGCUAGCUAUAAAAAUAUUCAUUGUAAGAAGCGGGGAAUCCCCCAUUCCACCACAACAUGGAAAAAGCGACCAGAGCAAGGCAAGAAGUAUCCGCGAAAAUUUUCAAAGAAUUUUUCAACAUUCCAUUCCUCCCGAAGUCGUCCCACAUAGAUGACUCCAUGCAAUUUCUCGAUUACUGGUACGACUUCUACAGUACGCUGAAAGAAAUUCGACCGGGCAAAAACCAGGAUUAUACGAUCACGGACUUCCUCGCGGUGUUUGAAAUUCUUCCCCCCGAGCUCGACGAAUUAAAAAAAUGCGAAUUUCUCGGCGACACAUUUCGGGAUGAAGCGAACUACGACUUCGCGUCUGGGAGGUAUCGAGACGCCGUGGUAUCGUACACUCGCAGUCUGAUGACGGCACCGGCAAACACAGAGUGCAUCGCAAUGACGUAUGCCAACCGAUCAGCAGCCUUGUACCGGUUGAAAGCGUACGCGGAAUGCAUCUCCGACAUAGAAAGAGUCCUCGACCUUCCUUACCCAGAUGAUUUGAGACAGAAAAUAAUUACCCGCAAAGAAGAGGCUGAAAAGAAUAUGAAUAACUCUUGUGCGGAAGACAAAGUCGAAGCGAUUGAAGACGAGCUGCAACUCGCUUACGGGCCAAACGCUAAGGUGCCAGAAAUUAGCAAGGAAAUCGACAUUGUUCAAACUUGUCAAGAGGGGUUGAAGCUUGUGGCAAAAACGGAUUUCGAUCCAGGCGAUGUUCUGAUUAUCGCAAAGAGGCAGUUGGCCGUGGCGGAAUACGACCAAGAUCCGACUUAUUGUCAUGAUUGUUUAAAGCCGUCCUUGUGCCUCAUUCCCUGCGAUUAUUGCUGCGAGGAUGUCUACUGCUCGACUGAAUGCCGUAUCAGGGCGUACAAGAAGUAUCAUCGCAUAGAAUGUAAAAUACAAUCCACUCUGGCUGCGUCUUUUCCGAUGGAUUUGAGAGCGCUACUUUACCAACUGAGGUGUUUGAAUAUUUUUACCAAACAAGGCGCUAACUUGAAAGCCAUACUGGAUGAUCUUAAAGAAAUUGAUGAUAAUUCAGAUUCUGAAAAACUUGAAUUUACCGACGAACAGUUUGCUCCAAAUUCACGGCAAGCGUUUCUGAACAUGCUAAAAAAUAAAAAUUCUAAAGCAAAACACAAUUAUAUUUCAUUAUUCGAAGCGGCUUACAUCGCAACAUUGCUCAAGAAUCAUACCAACUUUCUUCAGAAAAAUAGUGACCUUCCAGUUGUCGCAGAGAUAAUGACCAAAAUUAACAAGAUUUGGCCAUGGAAUCAUUUUGGGAUCAUGUACCAUGGAGAAAAGAGAAUCAAAGCGCGUGCUGCAUUCCCGAUACUCGGGCUAGUCCAACAUGCGUGUGUUAAUAAUACUAUAACAUACCUCGACAAAAAGGGAAGAAUUGUAAUACGUGCGUCGCUAUUCAUAAGACCUGGAGAUGAGAUACUUCAUGACUACCAGCAAUUGCACUACACGUUCCAAGAAAUGUCAAGCAAAUCUGGACGAUUGGUGCAGUGUAGGCGCCACUGCAGCAAGUGUGAUAAAUCAUUCUCGUACCCAAUCGAAAGACAGCCAAAUAUUAAAGUAGAUAAGAGAUUACUCGUAAUUUUGGAAAAGAACCCUUUCAACAUUGAGGCACUGUGGAAACUGCUAAAUAUUGUCAGGAGGAGCCAGCAACCUUUCACUCUACAAACACAGGUCGUAAAAAUCCUCCUGACUGAGGGAUACGAACAGCGAUUUGACAUUGCGAUUGGUCACAUGAACUUGUACAUGCUUGGCGUAUUUGAAAAUAUGCCGUAAUUUUUCGAAAGA
This is a messenger RNA of Neodiprion fabricii, 2014 nucleotides long. Its product is annotated as SET and MYND domain-containing protein 4-like. The transcript is spliced from 6 exons. The coding region runs from base 239 to 2002 and encodes 587 amino acids. Lineage: Eukaryota; Metazoa; Arthropoda; Insecta; Hymenoptera; Diprionidae. Gene Ontology annotation, molecular function: protein binding. The record is from RefSeq and is a predicted model, not a curated record.